ACUGCAGAAAUACUAGAAAACAUUGUUUGCCGGCAAAACAUUCAGAGAUUUAUCCAAAAAUGUUUGGAAGCGUAAAUAACUAUUUGUCCGGCGUUUUAAGAGCAGCGGAGGAUGACGAUGGUGACAAUUUGGCCACAUUUCUGUCCUUGCGUGACAUCCACGUGCAGAACCACAAUCUCUACAUUGCCCAGCCGGAGAAAUUGGUGGAGCGUAUGCUGAAGAGAACAUCAAUGGAUGAGGCUGUUAGUGCGCAUCUAAAGGUGCUUUAUAAUCUCGCCCAGGAGCCACCCAACUAUAUGGAUGCCUACACACAGCAGGCGGCGUGUUGUUCGGCCGUGGUGAAGCUUCUGCAACAGUUGAGGGACGAGAACUGGUGCCUUCCGUUGAUGUACCGCGUAUGCCUAGAUCUGCGGUACUUGGCCCAGGCUUGUGAAAAGCAUUGCCGCGGCUUUACACCUGGCCAUAUACUGGAGAAGGCAGCCGACUGCAUGAUGGCUUGUUUUCGCGUCUGUGCCGCGGAUGGCCGCGCCUCCGAAGAGGACACAAAGCGCCAGGGCAUGAUGAAUCUGGUGAAUCAGCUGUUUAAAAUUUAUUUUCGCAUCAACAAACUGCAUCUGUGUAAGCCCCUCAUCCGGGCCAUAGAGAACUGCUCAUUGAAGGACACCUUUCCAUUGCCAGAGCAAAUCACAUAUAAAUACUUUGUUGGGCGGCGGGCCAUGUUUGAUUCCAACUAUCGUCAGGCUGUCGAUGAUCUGGCAUAUGCCUUCUCCCAUUGCCCGGAACGUUUCACCAGCAAUAAACGUUUGAUUCUCAUCUAUUUGGUGCCAGUAAAAAUGCUUCUCGGCUAUCUGCCUCGCAAAUCCCUGCUGCAACGAUACGAUCUAUUGCUUUUCCAUGAUCUUGCCCUGGCCUUAAAAGCUGGCAACGUAAACAAAUUCGAUGAGAUUGUCCGCGAGCAAGAACUCGUCCUCAUCCGCAGCGGCAUUUAUUUACUUGUAGAGAAACUUAAGUUUAUUGUCUACCGGAAUCUGUUCAAGAAGGUAUUCGUCAUACGCCAGACGCAUCAGCUGGACAUGGAUGACUUCCUAACGGCCCUGCGAUUCGUAGGUGUCACAGAUAUAUCACUCGAUGAGACGCACUGCAUCGUAGCGAAUCUAAUUUACGAAGGCAAGAUCAAAGGCUAUAUGUCUCAUGUCCACAACAAAUUGGUUGUAUCCAAGCAGAAUCCAUUUCCACCGUUGAUUUCUACGUAGUUAAGACCUAACCAACAUAAAUAUUAUAUAAAAAACUAUAACAAUGUUCUUU
Molecule: messenger RNA, 1305 nt
Organism: Drosophila willistoni
Lineage: Eukaryota; Metazoa; Arthropoda; Insecta; Diptera; Drosophilidae
Gene: PCID2
Product: PCI domain-containing protein 2 homolog
Exons: 2
Coding region: 60-1253 (397 amino acids)
Biological process (GO): poly(A)+ mRNA export from nucleus; transcription elongation by RNA polymerase II; post-transcriptional tethering of RNA polymerase II gene DNA at nuclear periphery
Cellular component (GO): transcription export complex 2
Molecular function (GO): double-stranded DNA binding; RNA binding
Source: RefSeq, a predicted model, not a curated record